This is a messenger RNA of Myripristis murdjan (pinecone soldierfish), 3356 nucleotides long. RefSeq lists its product as uncharacterized. The transcript is spliced from 5 exons. Bases 110 to 1486 code for a protein of 458 amino acids. Lineage: Eukaryota; Metazoa; Chordata; Actinopteri; Holocentriformes; Holocentridae. The record is from RefSeq and is a predicted model, not a curated record. Gene Ontology annotation, molecular function: glycosyltransferase activity. Gene Ontology annotation, cellular component: cytoplasm.
CAAGAAUCUUGAUAAAGAGAUUUAAACCCAAUCAAAUGGAGUACUGAGUGGAGGAAAAUAACGACGCUUAUCUACAAUCCAGUUGGGAAUCCAUCCAGUCGUCAUUUGAAUGGAUAUAUGGAAAAAAUAUAAGGGGAAGUUCAUCUUCCUUCUUCUCGUUGGCUUCGUCUUCAUUGUCGUAUUUUUCAUCAAAUCCCCACUGGCAUACAAGACCAUCCCAAAUCUGCAGACUCCAACUCAGGAUCAGCCUCAGCCUCAGCAUCAGCCUCCGUCUGUGUGCCCUUUGCGGACCCCUGGACAGACCAUCAUUCAUCUCAACAACACCAAACAUCUGCUGGUGUCAGCCUAUAUGGACCAGAGGGUGAAACAUGGGGAUGUACGCAUUAUUGGCAUAUUCAGGAGAGACUCCAUUCAACCUCUUCUCUGUGUUUUCUGCUGUAAUAACCAGUUACACAACUCCAUGAGUCCAGCUGGGAUUCUACAGCACUCAGACAAUUUUGGAUUUCCUUUUGGGACUACGGACGUGAUGUGUGCGAUGCCCCAAGACUGCAAGGACCCCAGUGUUACGCUGUUGCCUGACUCUCAAAACAUGACACCAUUCAGCCAGACUUUCCUCCCCGUCCAAAACCAGGAGUCCGGAGGGAAGGGGGUGAACACGUUCCAAUUCAGUUUCACAGUGUGUAUCUCCAGUCUGUUUGGCAACUACAACAAUGUGCUGCAGUUAACACAGACCCUGGAGAUGUACAGGCUGCUGGGUGUGAACAGGGUGGUGAUCUACAACACCAGCUGUGGUCCAGAGGUGGACCGUGUGCUCCAGAGUUACAGUCAGGAGGGUUUCGUGGAGGUAGUUCCUUGGCCAAUUGACCGCCAUCUCACCCCGUCUCAAGGAUGGCUCUUCUCAGAGCACGGAGGGGACCUGCACUACUACGGUCAGCUGACCACGCUCAACGACUGUAUUUACAGAAACAUGGACAGGUCACACUACGUCCUGUUGAAUGACUUAGAUGAGAUCAUAAUGCCGUACCAGGACAGAAACCUCAUGUCUCUAAUGAACAAACUCCAAGAGCAGCAUCCAACGGCAGGGGUGUUCUUCAUAGAGAAUCACAUCUUUCCCAAGAAGCACUUUGAGCCAAGUGGAAAGUUUCACCGGCCUCAGUGGGAAGGAGUGCCAGGCAUUAAUAUUCUGGAGCACAUCUACAGGGAGGAGCCAGACAGAAGAGUGUUCCAUCCCUACAAGAUGAUAGUCCAGCCGAGCGCAGUGGAGCAGACUUCUGUUCACUCGGUGCUCAAGUCUUUCAGAGGCGAGGUCAAGGUUCCACCCAGUGUGUGUCGGAUCAUUCAUGUCCGCGUGGCCCUCCAGGGACAUUUGACAAAGGAGCAGCUCAACGUUGACACUCGACUGUGGGACUUCCACGAGGAACUGAUCCCCCGUGUGGACGAGGUCCUGACGAGACUGGGGCUGUUAAACUCAGAGGGGCAGAGCUGAUGGACGAAACGGACAAACACACAGAUGGAUGCAAUAAACCAAUAAAGCCUACACUUGUAAAUGUGCAGCCAGUGAAGGUGAAUGUUUAAAAAUGGCCCAUAAAAUUCCUGUGCUGGGUAAGUGGAUCAGACACUCCCUCCUUCCCUUAGCAACGACUGUCAAAGUAUCUGUGAGUGAUGGCCAAAAAAUCUCAGCUUCUCCAGUCUGCUUAGUGGACGAUAUUUGAAGAACGCACUGGGAGUGUGUGAACCCACACAUCCCAUCUGAAUGUAGUCACACAUGUUUGUAUGUUAAGAAUGUAUUGGGACCACCCAGGCGUGUUAAUGCACUGGACAAAUACUGGUAACUCUUUGCGAUAAGGUACACAAAAUCCUGGGCACUUAUCAAGGAAUGAGUGAGGAACAAAUCUAGGACAAAGUGCAACUUAAUGAAUAGUUAACACCUACUUUCUGUGUCACUAAAACAAGUACUAUAGAGAGAGUGAUGAUAAGCAGUGAUGGAAAGAGUACUCCAAAUUGCCACUCAAGUCGAAGUACUGUUAUUUUGCUGAUAUUUUACUUAAAUGUACUGAAGUAAAAGUAAAAAGUGUCUCAUUUAAAAUGUACUCAGAGUAAAAGUUACUGAGUUACUUUUUCAAAACAGUAACAGCGUUGAGAACCAGGAGUGAGCUUCUCCUUGCAGUCAGAAAAAUUGAUUCUUAAAGGUGCAUUACACAAAAUUGCAGAGGGUUGACUGAAGUGAGGAUCCUGUAGACUCAAGUGACAAAUAUGGAAUAAGCUCAACAUAUAAAAAAUGAGUCUCCGUGGUUCUCAUGACAUGAGAACCACGGAGACAAGCCUACUCGUUGAUAUUUUUUCCCCUUUUUUUUCGCUUCCAUUGACCAUCUGCAGUUUCUCAUCAUGCAGCUUUUAUUGUGAAAUUUGGAAAUGGCAAAAAGUUGAACCAACACAGUCGAAGCAGGUUCCUCCUCUCAUCUUUGCUGAUUGAGCUCUUAUUGUGAAAGGUCCCUUAAUCUGUAGUUGAUCAUUUGCUCUCUGUGAUGCAUGUAAUUUAAAAUGUAGCGAAGUACAAAACUCAAGCAAGAAUGUACUGAAGUAAAAGUAAAAUUACUGACUUAAAAAAAAAACUCAAAAAAGUACGCUAAAAAGCUAGGCAAUUACAGUAACGUGAGUAAAUAUGAUUAAGUUACCUCCACCUCUGAUGAUAAACAGUAAAACAGUCAUGAGGUAAUAAGGCAUCACUACUAACCAUUCAGUGUGAUGUUCUUUUUUUACUAGUAGGGACACAAAAAUAGUUGCCAACCUGUUCCUUGGUGUCCACUCAGGGUUUUGUUUACCUCAUUGCAAAAAGCUGCAAUAAUCCUUCCUGUAUUUGUCUGAUGACUCCACACCUCCACUCCGUCCCAAACAGCCAAAAUGUCACAAUCAUAAUCAGUCACAAUUGCAACUCUGACGCACAUUAGAGAUUCGCUCACAUUCUGAUCUUAGUCAACCUCGCCUCUUGUGAUCACCGGUUUGCCCAAAACUGCACAGCUGCACACAUCCGCCUUGCGUCUUAACGGGGAUGGGUGUGGGAGACUUUCUGAAACACUCCUACGGUGUACAAUGAUACAUUAGCACCCCCCUCUCUCUCUCUUUCACACUCACACACACACACACACAGGACUUUGAAAAGGUCAGCCUUGAAAAGUCUCUCAUGCCCUGAAUGCUGUUUGGCUGAAUUACAAAAUGGGAGGUAGUAGCAUCUCUGAACUCCGACUAACAUUCCCAUUCAAUGAUGCCAUCAUCAUUGUAAAACCAAAGAAAAAAAAAAAAAAAAAAGAGGUCUGUUAACCUUCUAUUCUGGGAAAAGGGAUUAAUUAAUAUUUUUA